Messenger RNA from Lodderomyces theae, 747 nucleotides. RefSeq names its product mitochondrial 37S ribosomal protein uS17m. Bases 1 to 747 code for a protein of 248 amino acids. Gene Ontology annotation, biological process: translation. Lineage: Eukaryota; Fungi; Ascomycota; Pichiomycetes; Serinales; Debaryomycetaceae. The record is from RefSeq and is a predicted model, not a curated record. Gene Ontology annotation, cellular component: ribosome; mitochondrion. Gene Ontology annotation, molecular function: structural constituent of ribosome. The transcript has a single exon.
AUGGCUAGACAGAAUUUUGUGGGCUUGGUUGUAUCCCAAGGUCGGAUGAACAAGACUGUUAAAGUCAGAGUUCAAGGAAAAGUGUACGACAGAAGAAUAGACAAGGAGGUGAUUCGAAGAAAAGAUUUCCUAGUUCAUGAUGAAGGAAACGUUAGUAAAGAAGGUGACAUUGUUCGUAUUGAGGCCAUCCCCAAAAUUUCCAAACGCAAGGCAUUUGCAAUAGCAGAGAUCAAAGUCAACAAAGGUCAACAGUUUGCGCAGUAUGAAGAUUUGGCGAAACAACGAAUCAAACAAGAAGAUGAAUUGGAAGCAAAGAAGUUUAUUGAAAAUAGGGAAGCUUUCAAGAGCAUAAUUACUCAACUUGAGGAUCUUAGGAAGUUGGAUCAAAUCAGUCACGACAUCACUAGUGGAGAGCAAGAUACUGAAGCCAAUUACCAAAACUUGAUCAAUGAAGUCAAUUCGAUCAAGGCCAAGUACAACAUCAAAUCAUGGCCGACCACCGAACCAAUAAUAGACCUAGAGUUGAAUGAACCCGUAUAUACAUCCGAAGCCGAGAGGAGAGUGUACCACAUGCAAGAAAUCUUGGAUAAGGUCAUGAAUGAUUCAAAAUAUUCUGAAUUGAAAGUGAAGAUAUUGAAUGAAAAGUUGAAAAAUAGGCCGAUUGAUGAGAUUCAAAAGAGUGUUCAGAAGAAUGUCUUGAGAAAGUAUUUCAUGGAUGAAAGAAAUGAAUUGCCAUUUGCCAUAUAG